This is a messenger RNA of Colias croceus (clouded yellow), 4193 nucleotides long. Its product is annotated as ankyrin repeat domain-containing protein 12. Lineage: Eukaryota; Metazoa; Arthropoda; Insecta; Lepidoptera; Pieridae. The record is from RefSeq and is a predicted model, not a curated record. The transcript is spliced from 7 exons. Bases 101 to 3994 code for a protein of 1297 amino acids. Gene Ontology annotation, cellular component: extrinsic component of mitochondrial inner membrane.
ACAAUUCGAUUAGACGUAAUUCGAUUUUAGAAAUGUUCGGACGUUUUUCUGCGUACAGUUAGAAUAUUUAACUGUCUGUACUCGUGUACGAAAUAUAAAAAUGAACACAAAGAAAAGUAAAAAUAAGAACCGUGCCAAAAAUGCGAAUGUUUUGCCAACGCAAAAUGUAACUAGUGAAAUAAGUGAUAAAAUUGAAGUGACUAAAGAAGAACAAGUAAAAUGUGAAGAUAAACAAAGUGAACAAACGAGUGUUGAAGCUAUUCCAUGUGAAAAUGUACCAGCAACGGAAGAAAAUGUUACCACAGGCGCACCUAGCGAAACUCCUGUGAAGCCUAAAAGAAAGAAGCGUAAAAAGAAAAAGCAAGAUGAAUUAUUUGACGAACAAAAAAUACCUGACAACCAAGAAAAGUCUACAGAUAAUACUUUAAAUGUUACUGAGCCAUCAAUGGAAGCAAGUAGUGAUGUGGAAAAUCAAAUGAAACCUGAAACAGCGAAGCGCAAAAAGAAAAAGAAGAAACAAACUGAAAAAUGUAUUACAGAAGAAAUCACUGAACCAGUGAAAACAGAAAGCGAAGUAAAUAUUGAAAUAUCUACUAAAAGCGAUUCAAUUCCACAGACUCCAGAGAGUACACCGAAAAAGAAACAUAAGAAAAAGAAGCAUCCGGCUGAUUCCGCUAAAACUGAAGACGUCACAUGUAUUUCUGCUUUCCAACAAUUAUUGGAACCAGGUGAUUCACAAGAGGAAACAGUGAGACCUGAAUCACAAAAUAAUGAUAGUUUACCAGAAGUUGUGAUAGAAAAAUGCGAGGAGAAAGUAGAAGAAAUUCAGCAAGCAAAAAAUAAGAAGAAAAAUAAAAAACACAGAAAACAUUCACCCGCAGUAAUAGAACAUGAUGAAGAUAAUAAAAAGCCACAAGGAGAAACUGUUGAAUUUUUGCAGGAAAUGUGUGAAGUAAAACCUACAACUGAAACAAGUGAAGUGUCUAAGGAAGCAAGCCCUAAGCCAAAAGCAAAAAUUGCUAAGCCUGUUGAUAAAAAACAUAAGAACAAGAAUAUAAAAACAUCAACAAAUAUUGAUAAUAAUUCAACACCUGGAGAUGCUCAAAUCGAUCAGAGUUCUCUUCCUGGGUUGGAAAGUGUAAAGAAAGAUGAUAAUGUACUAAUACAAACUAAAAGUGAGAGUUUAGAAACAACUAAUAACAUUAAACAGACUGAACCAUCAUUACAAAACGUGAUUAUUGGGCCUGCUGAUACUGAAAAAGAAAAAUGUGACAAAACUGUAAAUAUAGAAAAAGUCUUUGAAUCUCCACAAACAGCGCCACAGACAGAACAGGAACAAAUGAAAGAGUCUGAAAAUACUUCAUUUACAGAGGUUCGACCAUCGAGAAAGAAAAAAAGAUCUGCAAAAUCAAUUUCAGAACACAGCGAUGGUGAAAAGACUCCCAGCGUUACUAUAAAUGUCUCUUCACAAAAUGAACCAAAAACUGAACAACUAGAAGAUACAAAUAUUACACCCGAUUUCAUCCAUUAUCCUCGCUCGAGUAGUCAACAACAGUUUGAUAGUAACAACAAUACUGUAAUUCAAGAAAUCCAUUCUCCCGAUGAAGUAAGACUUGGAAUUCCAAUUUUUAUGUCAGUGCCAGUUGUUGAAGGUUCAGGCGAAUCUCCUGAAGUGAGGUCGCAAAUGGAUCCUUUAGAUGUAGAAGUAACUGAAUUAAAGAUUAGUGAUUUAAAGACUGAAGACAAAAAUAUACCUAUCCCAGCUGAAAAAGUUGACGAAACGCUAGUAAUGGAAGAGUUAAAAUUAUCUAUCGAAAAAUCAUUAGCUGAGUUAACAGCUAUUGAAAAGGCUGAAAUAGAAGUUGAAAAUAAAUCAGUGGAUGUUAAACAAGAAAGUUUACAUAAUCCAGCUACCGCUCCUAUCGAUACCGCAUUAGAAAAUAUUACAUCGGCCAAUGUCGGUUCAAAGAAUGUUGAUAUACUGAAUGAAGAAGUUCCAGAAAGCCCUUGCUCGCCUCCAGUAUGUCCUGCGAGAAAAGAUAAGAAAGGGAAAUCGAAGAAAAAAGGCAAAAAAGGUGCGACCGAACAAGCGUCUAGUACAACAACUGCUUCUUCAAGUAACAGUGCUACUGAGGCAAAGAAAGAUACUCAAGAUACAUCUUCGAAAGAUAAAGAUACUAAAUCCGAAAACACACAGAAAAAAGAGAAACAGCAAUCUACAGGAAACACGGAUGAAACUGAGGUUCAACCAGAUUCCUCUUCAGCAUUUGAAGUUUAUUACGAGCCCAUUGAAAAUUUUGAAGACGCUUUAACAUCAAGCAACGAAGACAUUAACAAAACAUUUGAAAUGAUCGCCAAAGAAGUGUACGAAAACGUAGAAACAAAGAAACCAACAUUACCAAAUCCUGAAAUAAGUAUAACAGAACCUGAAGAAGAUAGGCAAGAAAAAAAUGCAAAAGAACAUCCUGUAUCGCAGCCAAAAAACUUAUUAGGCCAACCAAACAUUCCUGCAUCAUCGAAUAAGGACGACUACAAAAAAGAAAAAGAUAAACCGCCGAAUAGCAUGCAAGCUAAAGUUAAAAUAAAAGAUUCAGUUGAUGUCGAAAAAACAAAGAAGCGAUCGAAAGAAUCACAAACGCAGAAUAAGUCAAAACAAAAUUCAAAUACAUAUAAAAUAAAUGAAAACGACGAUUUUGUUUACAAAUACAGCUUUCGGACAGUAUUUCUGCCAAACAUCUGUCAUGUUUGCAACAAAGAUUUGAUAACGAGAGUGCCCUGCAAGUUUUGUAACCUACUAUUCUAUUGUAACCAAAAACAUAAGGAUGAGGAUUGGCCUAAACACCAAUCUCUGUGUUUCGCAAUUUGUACUAUAGCUCACUUGAAAGAGCAAAAAUUCAUCUACGGGGCUGCGAAAAACAUAACCGGCCAAGACUACAGAUUGCUCAGAAUGCAAGUGAUUAUGUCCUGUGAGAAGAUGCUCAAGCGAAAGCUGCUUCCCUGGGAGCAAGAAGCUUUGCUUUACCCUAGAAUUUGUUCUAACACUGCCUGUAGGGAAUGGAGGCAGGGAUACUUGACUGAUUGCAGAGGAUGUGGACAGGUGGCAUUCUGUACAGACCACCCAGAACAUUUACCCGUAUCCCAUCAACGGUGGUGUAAGUCCUAUGCCUUGUACCAGAAACUUGUGAGGUACCAACAGACCAAGGGAAGAUUGGAGCCCUGCUUACCCAGUAAGGUAAUGACGGAAAGUUAUGUUAUCCCGGAGAAGAUUAACGAGGUUCUGGCUUCUUUGUAUGAAGAGAAAAUUGAAAUGGAUGACAUACAAUACGCGACGCUUACCCAGAUAGCUUCAGCACCUCUGACUACUGCGUAUGGCUAUCAAAUGUGUAGGAAAAAUGCAAAUGGACUGAAUAAGAGGAGCACAUUUUCAAUACACAUAGUUGGAGCAGAAUUGCAGUUCGAAGCCGAUGUCUUAAACAAAUGGGAGAGAUUCUUUCUACAUUUGCGACCUGAUAUAAAAGAUUUACGAAUAGUUCUGAUUAGCCCUAAUCUCAACCCUUCUAAUUUGCCACUGGACCUUUUGAGGAACGUCAAGUUAUGUGAACAGUGCCGAUCCAAUAAUCGUCGACUGCUAUUCGGUUUUGAAGAUAAGAAAACGUAUUUAGAUUAUUACACUAGUGAAGAUUUUAUUCAUCCUGAUAUUGUGUGUGCUUUCAACCCAAGUAUUGAAAGAUCGUCAAUCUACAACGGAAAAGAUCCUUGGCCAGCUACUCUCAAAUGUGUUGCUAAACUAAAAACUCCAUUGCUAAUCACUGCGUUUACAUUGGAUGAAUUAAAUAGAGAUUUAUCUAGGGUCCAAAAAUAUUCUUUUGACGUCCUAACUGAGCCUAAAUAUAAUAAUUUUGCCAGUAUAAGACCGGAUAGGAACUUUAUAACAGACGACGAAACACCGUUGCUGUUUAAGAAUUACUGUUUUUCUGUUGUGUGUGGUGUUUGAAUUUUUAAUUUUAAAGUAAGUCUUUUAGGAGUUUCUAUAAUAAAUGAUGGUUGUUACGUUUCUUUGAGUUUUUUUGUAGUUGUUUAAAUUUGCUGUCUGCCAACUUAGUUUAAUUUGAAUUUAUGUAUGUUAUAAUAUUUAUUGACAGUUCAUAAAGAUUGUAUGUUUUUUGAUUUUUAUAAUAAAUGGAAUAAGUAAA